This is a messenger RNA of Xyrauchen texanus (razorback sucker), 8616 nucleotides long. It is a transcript of the gene nrap, whose product is annotated as nebulin-related anchoring protein. Gene Ontology annotation, biological process: cardiac muscle thin filament assembly. The coding region runs from base 131 to 5695 and encodes 1854 amino acids. Lineage: Eukaryota; Metazoa; Chordata; Actinopteri; Cypriniformes; Catostomidae. The transcript is spliced from 43 exons. The record is from RefSeq and is a predicted model, not a curated record. Gene Ontology annotation, cellular component: Z disc. Gene Ontology annotation, molecular function: actin filament binding.
UUAACACAGGACAGAGACUGAGACACAAGUGGGAACGAGGGACUGUCUGGGAUGCCUUGCUUUCCCUGUACUGACUCUCUAUAUACGUUUUCAUUUUUAACUGGAAUUGCAGUUUUAAUUGGACAAGAACAUGAAUGUUCAAAAGUGUGCCAGGUGUGGAUUCGUGGUUUACCCAGCAGAGAAGAUAAAUCUUAUUAGUCAGAACUGGCAUAAAUCAUGUUUUCACUGUGAGGUCUGUAAGAUGGUUUUGACGGCGAAUAAUUAUGUCAGCCAUCAGAAAAUGCCAUACUGCCAAGUGCACAAUCCAAAGAACAACACUUUCACUAGUGUCUAUGAGACUCCAAUCAACAUCAAUGCGAAGAAGCAGGCUGAGGCAGUCAGUGAGAAUAAAUAUCGGGAGGAAGGGGAUCGUUUCAUGUCCACUUUCCACUAUGACAUGAGAUCAAAAGAAAUUGAAAUGGCUCAAAAGGCUAGCCAGCUUGCCAGCCAGCAGGGCUACCAAACUGAGAUUGUAGGCCAACAGUCCUGGCACUCGGGCAGUGUUACCAGCCAGGAAAUUGUACGUGUGAGCCAGGCACAGAAGACCUUCAGUGAUGUAGAAUACAAGCGAGGCCAUGAGGAGCGUGUCACACAGUUUACCUCUGUGGUAGACACACCUGAAAUCAUACAUGCCAAGACUGGAGUCUCAUUGGCCAGUGAUGUGAAAUACUCAGAAGAAUAUCAGCAGUCUAAAGGAAAGGGCAGCUUUCCUGUCAUGAUAACUCCAGGAUAUGAGAUGGCAAAGAAAGCCAACACAUUGGCUAGCAAUUUAGAGUAUAGGAAAGGACAUGAAGAAAGAAUGUCAAAGUACACCACUCUGACGGAUACUCCUGACGUACUUCUAGCUAAAAACCAAGGGAAGAUUGCUAGUGAUUAUGUGUACACUGAGGAGUAUGAACAGCAAAGGGGCAAAGGCAGUUUCCCAGCACACUUCACUCCUGGAUACCAGGUGGCCAAAAAAGCAGGCGAGAUGGCCAGCAAAGUGAAGUAUCAACAGAAAUAUGAGCAGGAGAUUAAGGGGAAGGCCAGCACUAAUGCUGGGGCUGCAGAGUCUGCUCUGGCCAAAGAGAACGCAGAGCACUUCAGUCAUCAUGCCUACACUGAGGAAUAUGAACAGCAAAAAGGCAAAGGCAGCUUUCCUGCCAUGAUAACUCCUGGAUACCUGAUGGCCAAGAAAGCCCAUGACAUGGCCAGUGAUCUGAAAUAUAAGAAGGACCUGAACAUGAUGAAGGGAUCUUCUGCAUACCAUGCUGUAAACCCUGAUGACAACCUGACUCUGAAAAGUGCACGCAAGAUCAACAAGCUCAUGAGCGAGGUUGAAUACAGGAAGGACCAUGAAGCCACCAAAGGCCAUAGUAUCAACUAUUGCGAAACACCACAGUUCAAGAAUGUGUCAAAGAUUGCCAAGUAUACCAGCGAUAAUAAAUACAAAGAGAAUUACACCAAUCACAUGAAGGGGCACUAUGAGGGGGGAGGCAUCGACAAGAAGACCAUGCACGCCAUGAAUGUCAGAAAGCUGGCCAGUAAUAUUGCAUACAAAUCAGAGUAUGAGCAGGAGAAGAAUGUGCAGGGUGAGUACAACUACCCAGCCACCAUUACACCAUCCUACCAGACACAGAAAAAACUGGAGCCUCUCAAGGAUAAAAACUAUAGACAACAUAUCGACAGACUGAAAUUCUGCCAAGUUACGGACACUCCUGAAAUUGUGCAAGCUAGAAUCAAUGCCCAUCAACUCAGUAAUCUGAACUACAAAGCUAACUAUGAGAAGACAAAAACACAGUAUACAAUAUCUCAAGAUACACCAGAAAUAAAGAAGGCCAAAGCCAAUGCAGAACUCAUCAGUGAUAUCAAAUACAAAGAGAACUGGGAGAAGAAUAAAUCCAAAGCAUGUGAUAUCGGCCUGGACACACUAACAUUCAAAGCAGCCAAAGCUUCUCGAGAUCUUGCUAGUGAUAUCAAAUACAAGGAGUUAUAUACAAAGAACAAGGACAAAGCCAUUGGAAUGGAUGUGAGUGACUCCAAAACACUUCAUUCCCUUCAGGUGGCCAAGCUGAGCAGUGAGGUUGCUUAUAAAAAGAGUUCUAAGGAGACUCAAUCCAAGUGCCACCUGCCCCUGGACAUGGUGAAUCUAAGCCAUGCUAAGAAGGCUCAAGCCUUGGCCAGUGAUUUGGACUACAGGAAGAAGUUGCACGAUUAUACUGUCCUGCCUGAUGACAUGAAAGUGCAGCAAGCUAAGAAAGCCUACCAAUUGCAGAGUGAUAACCAGUACCGAUCAGACCUGACAUGGAUGAAGGGAGUAGGCUGGGAGGCUGAUGGCUGCCUGGAUGUGGAACAGGCCAAGAAAGCAGGAGAUAUUGUCAGUGAGAAAAAGUAUCGUCAAAAAGUGGACCAUGUGAAAUUCACACAAGUGGCAGACACUCCUUCCAUCAUACACGCCAAGAAGAGUCAGGAACUACAAAGUGGGCUGGCAUAUAAGGCAGGCACUGAACAGACAAUGCACCAGUACACUAUGAGCAAAGAUGAGCCUCUCUUCAAGCAAGCCAAAGCUAAUGCAGAACUUCUCAGUGGGAAAACAUAUAAGAGUAGCUGGGACGAUGUGAGGGAGAAGGGUUUUGAGCUAGGCAUGGACACACUUUCGAUUCUCAAUGCUAGAACAACAAGAGAUCUCGCCAGUAAUGUGAAGUACAAGCAAGAAUAUGAGAUGGCAAAAGGGAAGAUGAUUGGUGUGAAGACCGUGUCAGGUGAUUCUCAGAUGGCGCAUUCGGCCCAGGCCACCAAACUCCAGAGUAACAGGCAAUAUAAGAAAGAAUAUGAGGAUACCAAGACCAAAUACAGUGCCUUACUUGAUAUGAUGAACCUCACGCAUGCCAAAAAAGCCCAGGAACUGGCUACUGAGACAAACUACAAAACGUUCUUACACAAGUACACCAGCCUACCCACUGAUAUGAAAAUGGAAUGGGCCAAGAAGGCCUACGGCCUACAAAGUGAUAAACGUUAUCGUUCUGACCUGAAUUGGAUGAAGGGAGUAGGCUGGGAGACCACCGGAUCCCUUGAUGUACUACAGGCCAGAAAGGCUACAGAUUUAGUCAGUGAGAAAAAAUACAGACAGGAUGCGAGUGCUCUGAAGUUCACCAGCGUGGAGGACACGCCAGAGAUGGUUCAGGCCAAAAUCAGCAGCAAACUGGUGCUUGAUAGAUUGUACAGAGAGAAAGGAGAGAGUGAAAUGCACAAGUACACACUGAAGGGAGAUAUUCCAGAGCAUGUGCAGGCUAAGAUCAAUGCCACUAACCUCAGUGAGUCACGUUACAAAGAGUCCUGGACAAAGAUCAGAGAUGCUGGCUACAAGUUGCGCUUGGAUGCUAUUCCAUUCCAAGCAGCCAAAUCUUCUACAGAAAUCCUCAGUAAUCAAAAGUACAAGGCACAGUUUGAGAAGACAAAGGGGAAGAUGAUUGGGCUGAAGGGACUACAGGAUGACAUAAACAUUGCACACUCUGUGUAUGCCUCAAAGAUACAGAGUGAUGUGAAAUACAAAAAAGAAUCUUCUAAGUUGCAUUCUGAGUUCCAUCUGCCAAUGGACAUGUUGGAGGUGAUUCAUGCUAAGAAUGCUCAGAAUCUGAUCAGUGAUCAGGACUACAGACUUACGUUGCACAAGUACACAACACUGCCUGAUGACCUCAAAGUGCAGGCUGCCAAGAAAGCAUAUAACCUGCAAAGUGAGAAACUGUACCGUUCUGAUCUAAAUUACCUCCGUGGUGCAGCCUGGAUUGCCACAGGUGCUCUACAGAUUGAAGGAUCCAAACGAGCCACAGAUCUAAUCAGUGAGAAAAAGUAUCGCCAACAACCCUACGCUUUUAAACACACAUCCAUUACGGAUUCUCCAGAUAUCGUUCAUGCUAAGCUCAGUAACAAGAUCACUAAUGAGCGCUUGUACAAAGAAAAGGGAGAGAACCUUAGGCACAACUACACCAUUACAGCAGAGAGACCUGAAAUCACCCAGGCUAAGAUUAACGCUGCUAACUUCAGUGAUGUUAAGUACAAGGAGUCAUGGCAUGUGCUCAGAGCUCAGGGUUACAAACUCACCAUGAAGGAUAUCCCCUUCCAAGCUGCUAAAGCUUCCACCAGCAUUGCGAGUGAUAACCAGUACAAACACAACCAUCUGUUGGAGAAGGGAAAGCACAUUGGAUCUCGCAGUGUCCUGGAGGACUCAAACCUAAUGCACUGCAUGGAGAUGGGUCGUCUACAGAGCAACAAGUACUAUCGCAAAGACGCCAUGUCUACCAGCGGCCAGUAUCACCUGCCUCUGGACAUGGUUAACCUUGUUCAUGCCAAGAAUGCCCAGGCCUUAGCCAGCGACCAGGAUUACAAAACCCACAUACACUCUUACACGGUCCUACCUGAUGAUAUGAAGGUGCAGUGGGCCAAGAAGGCAUACGACCUGCAGAGCCAGAAUAUAUACAAAUCAGAUCUGAACUUCAUGAAGGGGGUGGCCUGGGACUCAGUGGGCGCACCCCAGCUGGAGUCUGCAAAGAAAGCUGGAGAGCUCAUUAGUGACAAGAAGUACCGUCAACACCCUGACAGCCUGAAGUUCACCCAAGUGGCUGAUUCACCAGAUAUUGUCCAUGCAAAGAAUAGUUACAUGCAGUGUAGUGAGAGGUUGUAUAAGUCUGGAGAUUCCGAGUCCAUGCACAAAUUCACUUUGCCACCUGAUCAUCCUGACUUCAUCAGAGCAAAGAUCAACGCUCAGCAAAUUAGCAAUAAAGUUUAUAAAAUGUCAGGUGAGCAGGUGAAGUCAGCAGGCUUCGACCUCAGGUUAGAUGCCAUUCCCUUCCAGACCGCCAAGGCCUCCAGAGAAAUUGCUAGUGAUUUUCGCUAUAAGGAGGCAUUUGUGAAGGACAAAGGCCACCAGGUGGGCCUCCUUAGCGUUGAGGAUGACCCCAAGAUGAGACACUCGCUGGCUGUGGGGAAGCUCCAGAGCAAUAAUGAGUACAGGAAGAAGUUCCAGGAGACAUGCUCUCAGUUUAAAAUCCAUGCUGACCAACCUGAGUUCCUGAAUGCAAAAAAGAGCCAGGCUCAACUCAGCAACCUCAACUAUCGCCAGCAGAUCCAUGGCUACACAUAUCCUGAUCAGCUCAAUGUCAAUCAUGCUAAACAGGCCUACCAACUGCAUAGUGAUGUGAAUUAUAAAUCAGAUCUGAACUGGAUUAAAGGUGUGGGCUGGACCCCUCCAGGCUCCCAUAAGGUAGAAAUGGCCCGCCGGGCAGCAGAACUGGGCCUGGCUGAAGGAGUAUCCACCGAAGAGGCUAUUGCUCAAUACCAGCAACUAAUGAUGCUCCAGAGACAGCAGCAGUCUGCCACAGAGCAGAUGGAUACCACAAAGGAGUUCCAGCAGCCUGGAGUCAAUCCUGAUGCCAUGGAGGUACUCCAAGUCAAGAGGAAGAAGACCAUUCACACCACAUUCAAGCAGGCCAAGACCACAAAAUCCAUCACUUCACAGUCUGUUGCAUCCCACUCAAACACAAGUCAGUCUAUCACUAACCAGUCCACCAAGAAACAAUCCAUUAUGAGCCAAUCACAUGCUGAUGAAUCCACAGCGAGGCAGAUGCUUGAAAACCAGGCCAUUACAGAUCAGGCUGCUGCAAAGUCAGGAGGAAUGUAAUCUGCCAUUUUUGUCUUCCUUACUUUCAUAUUUGUAAGUUAAUUUAUGAGCAUCAUGUAGAUCUUGGUGUUCUUGACUGUAUUUUUAUUGAUCCAUGAAUGAGGUACAUUUAGAUGAAAGAUAUAGGUAAAAUGCGAAUGUGAAGAUGGUUGAAGUAAGUGCAGAAGGUGAAGGAUGAAAAAUUAAAUGGUUAAAUGGUUAUUAUGAAAAUGGUGAUUAUGGCAAUAAGGAUAUAUGGAGGUAUCAAACAAAGCUGGAGUGUAUACAGUUCAUGUAAUAAACGAGGGUGAGCAUAUAUAUCUCAAAAGUGCCUUCACAAUAUUGAAAGGUUUUCUCUCUCUCUCUCUCUCUCUCUCUCUCUCUCUCUCUCUCUCUCUCUCUCUCUCUCUCUUCGUUGUUGCUAGAAAUAAGAUUAGAAUGAGCCAGUUGCAACAUGUCUGGCUGCUCUGAUCAAAUUUAUGACUUUUGAUUUUAUGCUCUGGUGGUACUGAAAUAUUUUAAGAUAUAUUAAAACAUGUAUUGGAUAUGCUGUAUGUCUGAUCACCUGAGCUUUAAAAGAGAAAUUAUGAAAAAAGAACUCCACUAGCAGAGUUGAAAUAGCUGAAAUGUGUGAAGUAAAUGUGUGAAUUAUUGCAUAUUAUAUAAUAAAGAUUUUUUUUGGAAUGCCCUUCAUUAACCAUCUAACACACUGGUUUUUUUAUUAUUAUUAUUUUUCUUUCUUCAACAAUCUUGAGCACUAGAGGGCAUUCACAGUCAGUUUUUCUGAGAAUUUAAAGGAAAAGUUCACUCUCAUAAUUUACUCACCAUCAUACCAUCUCAAAUGUGUAUUACUUUCAUUCUUCAGCAGAAAUCAAAAUAAGUUUUUUAGAAGAAUAUCUCAUCUCUGUAGGUCUAUACAGUGCUAAAAUUUUAAAGCUCAAAAAAGCACAUAAAGGUUUCAUAAAAUAACCCUUAUGACACCAGAGUGUUAAUCAAUGUCUUCUGAAGCGAUCUGAUUUUAGGUGACCAAAAUGUUACUCCUUUUUUACUAUAUUUCUUGCCAUUGCAGUAUUUGAGGCAUGUGCAAAAUGCUAGAUGGCACUAUGAAAUGUAAUUUAGCUUGAAAUGAUUAUAGCCAAGAAGACUGCAGAUGCCAAGAUUUAUAAUGGAAAGGGAGCUAUAUUUUGGUCUGUUCUCAACCAAAAUAAAUUGGAUUGCUUCAAAAGACAUGGGUUAAAUUAUUUUAUGCUACCUCUUUAUGUGCUUUUUUUUCACUUGCACUGAAUGGAACUACAGAGCUGAGUUCUUCUUAAAAUAUUCAUUUGUGUUCUGCAGAAGAAACAAAAUCAUACACAUCUGGUAUAGCAUGAGGCUGAGUAUAUGCUGAGAGAAUUAACAUUUUUGAACUAUUCCUUUAAUUAAUUGUUUAAAGAGACAGACAGACAGGACGGACGGACGGCCAGAUGGACAGAACUGACUAUAAAAGCUGUAAAAAAGUUUAGUUUUCCUCCAAACAGUUUGUAUGAGCUGCUCAGUGGGGCCUCACUGACUAUUGCUGAGACAUAAUGAAAAUCAGUUUAAGGAAAUAAAUCAUGUUUAUUUUCUUGCUUUUCCAAUCCAAGUGUUGACCCGUAAUGCCUAAAGCAGAGGUUCUGAGCAACUGGUGAUGGCUAGCUCAUUGGGACACUGUUGCAAAGGCCUUAUCCAUGAUCCAAGUUCACAGCUGAGUUCUGGGCGCUGGGUUUUAGAAGUCGGUUAGGGUAAUCUAGGUGGAAAAACCCUGUCAACAGGAAAAAAUAGCAAAGACAAGUACUUUUUAAUUACUUCAUUGCAUUUUAGGGUAUAUAAUUCAAACAGUAUGGGACGAGCUGCUUGAUGCUUGUAUAUUUUUAUCCUUCAGGCUAUUGCAGUAUCAUAUUCCUAUAUCUAUGAUUGGAAAAAAAUCUAAAUAGAUCUUUCUAAUUGCGUUUUUUUGAGAGCACCAAAAGUACACCAUACAUACAAAAUGACUAAUUGUGACAAAUUUAGCAAAACUUUAAAGUUUAUGCAGAUUUAUUUACCCAUAUAAAGGUGGGAAUGUCAUGCCAAGUAUUUUUAAAGGCAAGAAUUUGCUGCACAAAGAUAUAUGGAAGAAAAAUAUCCACCCUAUGAGUUUAUGUUCAUGGCUGAUGAAGCUUCACAUAACAGUGUUUCUCUAUAGAGACAAGAAAAACUCAACGUGUCAGUGAAAAUGAAAGCAUGUACAGUCAUCAUUCUACCUUUCUCUGUUUUCUUUGAUGUCUAGCCUUAUUCCCACAAACCCCCUUGUCACCCAAGCUUCUUUAUGUAUGGUCUCCCAGGCCCUCACAAAGUAAAUUUGUAGUGCCUCUGCUUCCUCCCUAUUGAAAAGACCAACAUUGCUUGUCACCAACAUAUGGUGUGUUUUGGAUGCUGGUGUCUUCGUAGCUUUACCAGCCAGUCUCCCUUGGUCAACCAGCUUCAUCAGAACCAGCAUUUCUGUUGGAGAACACCAGCUAGACCACCAUAAACUAUAUAAACCUUGGAGCAGCAUGGAAAUUCAUUUGACUAGACUCUUAGAAGUUGCAACAAUCAUCAGCCAAUACAGUGAGCAGGACUGAAAUCUUCUAAUGCAAAGCUGAUUGAAAGAGAUCAACUAGUUCUCAAAAACAAAUGUGCACUGACAUCUUUGGUAUUUAUCUGAAAUAAAGCACUGAUUUCAAAUUGUUUGAACAGAAGUUUUAUAAUCUUUCUUGAUGGAUAUCAAUUGAUAAAUUCAUAACAUAACUAAUGCAACCCAAGGGUACAACUGCUUUCUGGCUCCGCCAUUGGUGUGCUUUUUGCAGAAAGCAUUUAUGUGCCAAAGAUCGUAGAGAACACUGCAUUCGGAGUAUAGUUUACACAUGUUGUAAAUUUUUUAUGUACCUUCAAGCUCGUUUCAAAAG